Aspergillus alliaceus is the source of this 1324-nucleotide messenger RNA. RefSeq names its product oxidase ustYa family protein. Gene Ontology annotation, biological process: mycotoxin biosynthetic process. The record is from RefSeq and is a predicted model, not a curated record. NCBI's taxonomy places the organism in Eukaryota, Fungi, Ascomycota, Eurotiomycetes, Eurotiales, Aspergillaceae. The transcript has 2 exons. The coding region runs from base 175 to 1134 and encodes 319 amino acids.
GCCAUAAAGCCAUAACUCGGUGUGAAGCUAACAACGGCUAUUGAUGCAAGUACUUUAACAGUAUUCUGCCAAUAAUCGCAUGCCUCUGAAGGUGUAAGCCUUUGUUUAAUAAACCAGGACUCUUUUCUCCGUUGCAUCCUCUAUUGGAUUUUUCGGAUUUUCCUCUUCUCUUUUAUGUACUUUGGCCUUCAUGUCAAAAUGCCAUCGCCACAGCCUUAUAGCUAUCAACAUUUGGCUAAUGGGGAAGACGUCGUAAAAUCAUUGAAUUCUGAUUCUUUACACUCGACUGGAUAUGCCGCUACGGAAGCCUCUCAAAUAUGCGGUAUUCGAAUAUUCUCUAUCCCUGGUGGUUUUCUGUUGCUCAACAUGAUUUUUUUCUGCCUGUCAGUUUUGAUUCUCAUGGGAUCCAUCAUGCACGCGCAGGAUUUAUCUCAUAAUAUCGAUAAUAAUCUUCUGAAAAAGACUUCUUCUUACUCGCCCAUCUUAGACAAAAUCCCCAUUUCGCUCACAGAAGUUCGUACACAUGGCUCCUUUUUCGCCGAACAACCCCCUUCAAUCUUCCAAAUGCCUCCCAGUCCCGAGGUAGACGAAGCAUGGGAGCGAAUAUCCGACACGCAUGCAAUUACUCUAACGAGGCAGGAGAUCGUUAGCAUGGGACGGGACCCAGCAGAACAAUGGCGAUUUCCGCUGGAAUAUGGCUACGGCGAUGAGGCCUAUAUGGGCCUUUUGGAUGUUUCACAUCACCUCCACUGCCUGAAUGCGCUGAGACAGGCCGCCUAUCCAGACUAUUAUUUCAACCACACUGGGAACCAUAUGGGUUCCAAGUCUCGUUCUGUGCCCGGAAAAGUCCAUUUUACUCGUGGUGGGCACGAUUUACACUGCCAAUACAUUCUACUGCAGUUCAUUCUGUGCCACGCUGACGUGGGGGUUAUCACAUUUAAUAAGGUUGAGGGCGUUAGGGGUCCCAUGGCUGACUUUAGUAUUGACCACAAAUGCCGGGACCACGAUAGCAUAAUCCAGUGGAAGUUGGAUCAUCAGGUCAAUGUUACGGAUGAGCAGUGGGCUUUGAUUAAUAGAGUUCCAGAAGGAAUUCGGGAAUUGUCUGGGGAAGGAAGGUCUCGACCAUUUCAGUGAGACCUUUCAGUCUACUUAGUUUUUCGCUAAGCACAGAUCAAGAUUAGCCUAAGGCUAGUGUAGAGCAAUGAGAGAUUCCACGAUACUACUGUAGCAGCGCUAUCUUUUACCCCGCCUGCUGCAAUCCUUCUAGUCUUCCUAGAUACGAAUAAGAUACAAUAAAUCGCGUGACACGUUUGGACUCUAGACC